AUGUCUAUAACAAACAGUCAGUAUGGGUUUGUCAACACAGUUCGUGCUUCAACACGAUACAACACAUCAAAGGCUGACAAUAGACGAGAUGUGGUGAUGGCUAUAAACAAGCUGAAAUCAGAUCAAAUGGAUGUGGGAAUUGCCGUGCUCGAUUUUGAAACAUUUGAGUUUACAAUGAUUGAUUUCUGCGAUACCCUGUUGUUUGUAAGGACUGUUAAUCAAAUUGAUGUUCAUCAGCCCACAAUUGUUAUAGCCCCCCAUGGACCUAGUAUGCAGUUUGAGAAAUUAAAAUAUAUUCUUGCUUCAAAUCUUGACGAAACUGUGGAGCAAAAGUUGGCAAAACCGAAAUUGUUUGAUUCUGUCAGUGGUUUGGAUCUUCUCAAAGCCCAUCUGCAUUUGCAGGACUCUGAGUUACAGCUCCUGGUGAGUGAUUGUGCGUUGUCAAUUGGUGCUGCCAGUGCUCUAUUCACAUCCUGCUUAGAGUCAAAAUUACUCAAGCCUAACAACAGAGUCAGAAUCUCUAUUGCUGAAAAUGACAAGUUCAUGUUGAUCGAUUCGUGUGCGAUUAAAGACUUGGAACUCAUUUCAAGUCUCACUGGUAAAGGAACAACCUUGUUUUCAUUCUUGAACAGAUGCACCACCAAAAUGGGGCAAAGACUAUUACGAAGCUCAAUAAUUCAACCCUUGUUGAAUGUUGAUAGUAUCAAAUUGAGAUUGGAGUCGGUAACCGAGUUGCUUUCACAGGAAAAUAUUUUGCAGGCGACUAAGAAUAUUUUAAAGAACUCUCCUGACUUGGAUAGGCUCUUUGGAAGUUUUCUAAAUCCAGAGUCAAGCAUAAGUCAGGAACAAAUGAUAAACAAUAUACUUGCACUAAAAACGGCCCUUUUGUUGUGUGGGGAACUACUCAAUUGCUUGGAGCACACCGAGUCGCCAUUGUUAGCACAGGUGAAGGAAAUUUUGAAGCACGAAAAUAUCAACUCGUCCCUUCAAUUGAUUGACAAGUUUAUACACGAGGACUGCCGACUGGCUAAGACAUCCAUUGAAGUAGCCCAUCAGAGAGCUAAUGCGGUCAAGUCUGGUGUCAAUGGUUUGCUCGAUGUUUCUCGCAGUAUUCGAGAAUCAAUUUUAGAGCAAGUUGGUGAAUAUGUUCAAAAGUUAUCUGCCGAAAAUAGUGCCAUAGUUGAGUACAGACACGAUAAGUCAAGGGGCUUUUUUUUGAAAAUAAAGGGAACACCUUUUGAUAACCCUGAGUUUAUCAAUAUCAUUCAAAAAAAGAAUGGGUUUGAGUGUACCACCAUUGACCUAUUAAAGCAAAGUUCAAGAUUCAGUGAAAUAAUGGCAGAGAUCAACAAUAUAAGCAGCAUUAUCAUUCAAGAAUUGUACGACCAAAGUUGUGAUAAUACACCAAUUUUCUUUAUGAUUUCAGAAGCCGUUGCUACGGUCGACUUGUUUUGCAGCUUUGCCAGCUUUAUUGACUCGCAGACAAAGUCAUACAUAUGCCCUGAGUUUGGCAAUUAUAUCCAUGUUAAACAAUCACGACACCCCAUACUUGAAACUUCCAUCAAGGAUUUCGUCCCCAAUGACUACUCUUGUGUGCCUGAAAUAUCGAGGUUUCAAAUAAUCACUGGCGCCAACAUGAGUGGGAAAUCAGUGUACUUGAAACAAAUUGCAUAUAUUUUGAUCAUGGCACAAAUGGGGCUUUAUGUUCCUGCUGAUUAUGCUAAAAUCAAGAUCCACAAAAGCUUACUCUCAAGACUAUCCUCUGAUUCCAUGGAUUUGAAUGCAUCUUCAUUUUCAAAUGAAAUGACUGAAAUGUGUCGAAUUUUGAAAAACUCAGAACAAGCAAGUUUCAUCAUCAUUGAUGAAUUGGGGAGAGGUUCUAGUUUGAGAGAUGGAUUUUCCAUGUGUCUCGCUAUUCUUGAGCAUUUAACUACAACGGGGGCAACUGUGUUUACUACGACCCAUUUCAAAGAAAUUGCUGAGAUCUUGGGCAGCAAGUCCUGUGUCUUGGCCUCCCAUAUGGAAUCAAUUGAAGUCAAUGGAAAAUUGGAAUCCAAGUUCAAGUUGGAGCUGGGGAAAUUGGAAGUUGAGUGCUACGGAAUAAAGUACGCCGAGUCAUCACAAAUGUUACCAAAAGAGCUAUUAGAUGGGGCAAAAGCAAUUGCUGAAUUGUUGAAGCAACAGGUGAAGAAGUGCAACGAUUCACAUGCGAAAUUGGUGACCAAGCGUAAGAAGUUGGUGUUGGAGCUUUACUUUGCUUUGAACCAAAUGCGCACCUUGGAUUGCACCGUUUCUUAUAAGCUUGAUUUGUUGAGAACUUUGCAGGCAAAGUUUGUAGAAGAAAUCAAUGAUGUCUCCACUUGA
This is a messenger RNA of Lodderomyces theae, 2364 nucleotides long. RefSeq names its product MutS family protein. NCBI's taxonomy places the organism in Eukaryota, Fungi, Ascomycota, Pichiomycetes, Serinales, Debaryomycetaceae. The record is from RefSeq and is a predicted model, not a curated record. Gene Ontology annotation, biological process: reciprocal meiotic recombination; mismatch repair. Gene Ontology annotation, molecular function: ATP binding; mismatched DNA binding; ATP-dependent DNA damage sensor activity. Gene Ontology annotation, cellular component: nucleus. The coding region runs from base 1 to 2364 and encodes 787 amino acids. The transcript has a single exon.